This is a messenger RNA of Diprion similis, 935 nucleotides long. RefSeq names its product farnesol dehydrogenase-like. The coding region runs from base 124 to 873 and encodes 249 amino acids. The transcript is spliced from 5 exons. The record is from RefSeq and is a predicted model, not a curated record. Gene Ontology annotation, molecular function: oxidoreductase activity. Lineage: Eukaryota; Metazoa; Arthropoda; Insecta; Hymenoptera; Diprionidae.
UAAUCCCUAAGUAAUGUAUCGUAUUACGUCAAUCACUUUGUACGAUUAUAAUAUUCAUAGAUUAGCGACGAAUCGCAAAGCGUUAGUGGCAGUCUGUUCGUAGCUAACAAUAAGACCAAGACCAUGGAUCGUUGGGUGGGUAAAAUUGCCGUCGUGACCGGUGCAAGUUCGGGAAUCGGUGCGGCGAUAGCCGAGGCACUCGUAAAGGAGGGCAUAAUCGUCGUUGGAGUUGCCAGGAGGUUGGAGAAUUUGGAAGCAUUAUCGGCAGGUCUUAAGGGAGCCAAAGGGAAACUUUACGCGAGGCAGUGCGACGUUACCAAAGACGAUGAGCUUUUGGGCACCCUUAAGUGGGUCAACGCCGAAUUAGGAGGCAUCGAUAUUCUUAUCAACAACGCUGGCGUCUGGAGUACCAACCGAGUCAUAGACGGUAACAUUAAAGAGUUUCGAAAGCUGCUCGACCUCAACGUCUUGGCAAGUGCCGUCUCUCUUCAGGAAGCCGUAGCUUCAAUGCAGAGACGUAACGUAGCUGGUCAUAUCAUCAAUAUCAACAGUGUUGCUGGACAUUGGCUUCCCGGUCAAGCUUCAAGUUUGUACCCGGCAACUAAACAUGCAAUUACAACGAUAACGGAGACUGUAAGACGUGAGCUCGCGCUCUCUGGGAGCAAGAUAAAAAUAACGAGCGUCAGUCCAGGAUUCGUAAAAACGGACAUCAUGCGAGCUUCUGGCGUCACGAACCACGAACAAUUCUUCGACGAUCUUCCGCAUCUUCAGCCAAAAACUAUAUCAGAUGCAGUUCUCUACAUUUUGGGUACACCGGAAGAUGUUCAUGUAAUGGAACUAACGCUUUGCCCAGUCGGUGAAAAGGCUUUUUAAAGGCGAGAUCCAGAAAAGUUUGCACAAGCCAAUUAUCUACGAAUAAACGUAUAAUCUACGAA